Molecule: messenger RNA, 2728 nt
Organism: Eutrema salsugineum
Lineage: Eukaryota; Viridiplantae; Streptophyta; Magnoliopsida; Brassicales; Brassicaceae
Product: bifunctional dethiobiotin synthetase/7,8-diamino-pelargonic acid aminotransferase, mitochondrial
Exons: 13
Coding region: 35-2569 (844 amino acids)
Biological process (GO): biotin biosynthetic process
Cellular component (GO): mitochondrion
Molecular function (GO): pyridoxal phosphate binding; dethiobiotin synthase activity; S-adenosyl-L-methionine:8-amino-7-oxononanoate transaminase activity
Source: RefSeq, a predicted model, not a curated record
UCCUUCCUCCGUUCACUUCAGUUUCCCACCGAUAAUGUUUCCCGUAACCGCCGCUCUCCUCCGCCACCGUCUCCGGCACUUGCGCCACCACAUUAGGUUUAACUCCACCGCUGUUUCUCCUCCUCACUCUUUCCGUUUGCCGCUCAACCACCCUACCUACUUGGUUUGGUCAGCCAACACUUCUCUCGGCAAAACCCUCGUCUCUACCGGCAUCGCCGCCUCCUUCCUCCUCCAGCCUUCUUCUUCCGCCGCGCAUUUCACAAAACUCCUCUAUUUGAAACCUAUACAGACUGGCUUCCCUUCUGAUUCCGAUUCUCGUUUCGUCUUCUCCAAGCUCAAUUCCCUCUCCCUCCGUCGCCGGAUUCCUCUUUCCAUCUCCAACCAUGUACUCCGUUCUUCAAUCCCAGCUGCAGCAUCUACGGGACGAAUUGUUGAAGCCAGCGAGACUGGGAUGUGCGAUUUGAACUUCUCCGAGGAGAAGACGGUCACCGGCGCGCCGGAACUCUUGUGUAAGACGCUGUAUGCUUGGGAGGCUGCUAUCUCACCGCAUUUAGCGGCGGAGAGGGAAAACGCACCGGUAGAUGACUCCGUCGUGCAAAUGAUGGUGGAGCAAUGUUUGAGGGAAGAGAUGGAGUUUGGUGGGAGUAAACCGGAGGAAACAAAUAUUCUAUGUUUAGUGGAGACUGCCGGUGGAGUUGCUAGUCCUGGGCCGUCGGGAACUCUUCAGUGCGACCUCUACAGGCCUUUUAGAUUGCCCGGAAUUCUCGUCGGAGACGGUCGGCUCGGUGGAAUCUCGGGGACCAUUGCAGCUUACGAGAGUUUGACACUUCGUGGAUAUGACGUUGCUGCUGUUGUUUUUGAAGAUCAUGGCCUUGUUAAUGAAGUUCCACUAACGUCAUAUCUAAGGAACAAAGUACCGGUGCUCGUGCUUCCGCCUGUCCCCAAGGACCCUUCAGAUGAUCUUAUUGAAUGGUUUCUCGAGUCUGAUUGUGUGUUCAAAGCUUUGAAAGAGACAAUGGUAUCAGCUUAUUUGGAGAGAGUAGAAAGAUUAAACUGCAUGGCAAAGCAAGCAGGAGAGGUUUUCUGGUGGCCGUUUACUCAGCAUAAACUUGUGCCUGAAGAAACUGUGACAGUUAUAGACUCCCGAUGUGGUGAAAAUUUUUCAGUAUACAAGGCUUCCGAUAACAAUUCUCUUACCCAGCAAUUUGAUGCUUGUGCAAGCUGGUGGACACAGGGGCCAGAUCCCGCUUUCCAGGCUGAGCUUGCUAGAGAAAUGGGUUACACUGCUGCUAGGUUCGGGCAUGUUAUGUUCCCUGAGAAUGUAUAUGAACCUGCCUUGAAAUGUGCAGAACUCUUAUUAGCUGGAGUGGGAAAAGGCUGGGCUUCCCGAGUAUACUUCUCGGAUAAUGGAUCCACAGCAAUCGAAAUUGCCCUGAAGAUGGCAUUUCGUAAGUUUUGUGUUGAUCAUGAGACCCUAUUGGAUUUUUGUGAGGCUACAGAAGAGAAAAAGGAUAUUGUGUUGAAGGUCCUAGCUCUUCGGGGGUCUUACCAUGGGGAUACUUUAGGAGCCAUGGAAGCACAAGCACCCUCACCUUAUACAGGCUUUCUCCAGCAGCCGUGGUAUACUGGAAGAGGACUAUUUCUGGAUCCUCCUACUGUCUUUCUCUCCAAUGGAGCCUGGAAUCUUUCCCUCCCUGGAAGUUUUUCUCAAAUCGUACCAGAAGAUUAUGGAAAUUUCACCACUCGUGAUGAGAUUUUUGACAAGAGCAGAGACACAUCAAUUCUCGCAACAAUCUAUUCGGCCUAUGUAUCAGAGCAGUUACAAGAGUAUUCAGGAACUACACAAUCUGCCCAUAUUGGAGCACUGAUAAUAGAACCAGUAAUUCAUGGUGCUGGGGGAAUGCACAUGGUUGAUCCGCUUUUCCAACGAGUUCUGGUCAAUGAGUGCCGGAAUAGAAAAAUUCCAGUCAUUUUCGAUGAAGUGUUCACAGGUUUCUGGCGUCUUGGAGUAGAGACUACUGCUGAACUUCUCGGUUGCAAACCGGACAUUGCUUGCUUCGCCAAAUUGUUGACUGGUGGAAUGGUUCCUUUGGCUGUCACUCUCGCCACGGACGCCGUGUUCGAUUCGUUUUCUGCAGAUUCCAAGCUUAAAGCCCUGCUUCAUGGUCACUCAUACUCAGCUCAUGCCAUGGGUUGCGCAACAGCCGUCAAAGCCAUCCAAUGGUUCAAAGAUCCAGAGACUAACUAUAACAUCACUUCACAAGGAGGAAAAUUAAGAGAGCUGUGGGACGAAGAACUGGUGCAACGAAUAUCAUCUCACUCUGCGGUUCAAAGGGUGGUUGUAUUAGGAACACUUUUCGCUCUAGAACUAAAAGUAGAUGCUUCCAAUUCCGGCUAUGCUUCCUUGUAUGCAAAGUCUCUUCUAAAAAUGCUCCGAGAAGACGGAAUCUUCAUGCGCCCUCUCGGAAACGUCGUAUACCUCAUGUGUGGCCCUUGCACGUCGCCGGAAAUCUGCCGCCGGUUGCUAGCUAAGCUCUACAAAAGACUCGGAGAAUUCAAUAAAGCAUGAAUCUAAAACUCUCUCCAUACUAUUUCUUGUAUUUAGCACUUUAUUUUUGUUUGCAAAUUGAUGACUUUUGGAGUCGGAAGUUUUUUUACCAAUGCUAAAGAUUCUUCGUUCAUCACGAGAUCUUAUCGUUUCUGGAAAUUAAAUAAAGAAAGAAACUAG